Tetrahymena thermophila SB210 is the source of this 696-nucleotide messenger RNA. RefSeq lists its product as hypothetical. The record is from RefSeq and is a predicted model, not a curated record. Lineage: Eukaryota; Ciliophora; Oligohymenophorea; Hymenostomatida; Tetrahymenidae. The transcript has a single exon.
AUGAAAAUAAAAUACAUAUUAUUGCUUGUAAUUUGCUUGCUCAGCUUUUGCACCUCAUAAGAAACAAACUUAAAAUAAAAAUUACCUGAAGAAACAAAUGGAGAUACAGAAGAAGGUGAGACUAUUGAAGAAAAUAAUAAAAAUUAUGAGGAAGACUUGGAAAGAUAAAGAAGAGAAGAAGAGGAUGGUGAUGACGAUGAUGAUGGUGCAAUAGAUUUGGAUUGUUAGUAUAAUCCAAAGACAAAUUUAGUUGAAUGUUAUACCAAGGAAGACUUAUAAGAAAUAAACGACAAAAAGGAUGAUGCUAAUGAAAACAAAAACUAAAAAGUUGAAGAAGAAUAAAAUUUGAGUGAGACUAUUGAAGAAAAUGAUGAGGAAGAAAGUAGAGAAGAAGACAAGGAUGGUGAUGACGAUGAUGAUGGUGCAAUAGAAUUAGAUUGUUAGUAUAAUCCAGAGACAGAUUUAAUUGAAUGUUAUGACAAGGAAGACUUAUAAGAAAUAAACGACAAAAAGGAUAAUGCUAAUGAAAACAAAAACUAAAAAGUUGAAGAAGAAUACAAUUUGAGACAUGGUGAUGAAGAGGGAAAUAGCAAUGAAGAAAUUGAAAAUUUAGAUAUAGAGAAAACUGAAGAUUAAAAAACCUAUAUAUCAAUAAUAUCAUUUACCUUUUUAGGAUUAUUCUAAAUAUUAUUUUGA